Molecule: messenger RNA, 3747 nt
Organism: Poecilia latipinna (sailfin molly)
Lineage: Eukaryota; Metazoa; Chordata; Actinopteri; Cyprinodontiformes; Poeciliidae
Gene: oga
Product: O-GlcNAcase
Exons: 19
Coding region: 355-3168 (937 amino acids)
Biological process (GO): glycoprotein metabolic process
Molecular function (GO): beta-N-acetylglucosaminidase activity
Source: RefSeq, a predicted model, not a curated record
CCAAGGAAAAGUAGGUUAAAUUUGAUCAUAAAGCGAAGAGGAUGGUCGGAUACAGACGGACGACGGUUUUUCUUACUUUAUGAAUUUGUCCACAUGCAUAGUAUUCUUUGUGGCCUGAUAACAGUUUUAGAACAUUUUGCGAAAGCAAGUUUUGAAUUUUACUGAAGAAUAUAAUCGCUAACACCGUGAGCUUUGCCGACGUUACACGGAGAGUGACGCGGUGUAUUUCCUUUGGGGUGCUUGUUUGUGCUAAAAAAAAAAACUAAAAAAAAACCUGCAUUUGGUUUGCCGCCUGUUUUUUGUUUUGUUUUUUUCCUCCGGAUUUUGUGAUUGUGUCAAGGAAACCCUUGUACGAUGGUUCAAAAGGACAAGACUUUAGACACUCCUCCGUUAGAUGUUGAGCCGAGCCCCAGCCCAGUCUCUGGAGAGGCUUGUGUGGAGGCCCCGGGCCCAGUGGCGGACUCCAGCAUCGUAGUGGAAACGACGGGCCACAGAAAAUUCAUUAGUGGUGUAGUUGAAGGCUUUUACGGGCGUCCAUGGACUAUGGAACAGAGAAAAGAGCUGUUCAGAAGGCAACAGAAGUGGGGGCUGAACACGUAUCUUUAUGCACCCAAAGACGACUACAAGCACAGAAUGUUCUGGAGAGAACUGUAUUCAGUGGAAGAAGCAGAACAACUCAUGACUUUAGUUAGUGCCGCCAAGGAGCAUGGGAUAGAGUUUAUAUAUGCCAUUUCCCCUGGAUUAGACAUAACUUUCUCUAAUCAGAAAGAGGUUUCUGCACUUAAAAGAAAACUUGAUCAGGUUACUCAUUUUGGCUGCAAAUCCUUUGCCUUACUUUUUGACGAUAUUGACCACAACAUGUGCCCUGCUGACAAAGAAGUAUUCAGCUCUUUUGCUCAUGCUCAGGUUUCUAUAACUAAUGAAAUCUACCAGUACCUGGGAGAGCCUGAAACCUUCUUGUUUUGCCCCACAGAGUACUGUGGAACAUUCUGCUACCCAAGUGUCUCGCAAUCCCCUUACCUCCGCACAGUUGGAGAGAAACUCCUGCCUAGCAUUGAUGUGCUGUGGACAGGGCCCAAAGUGGUUUCUAAAGACAUCCCAGUGGAGUCCAUUGAAGAGGUGUCAAAGAUCCUGAGAAGAGCCCCUGUUAUUUGGGACAAUUUUCAUGCCAAUGACUACGACCAGAAGAGGCUGUUUUUAGGUCCGUACAAGGGCCGCUCCACUGAGCUCAUCCCCCGGCUGAAGGGAGUCCUCACCAACCCCAACUGCGAGUUCGAAUCCAAUUUUGUCGCCAUUCACACUUUGGCCACCUGGUACAAGUCUAACAUGAACGGGGUUCGCAAAGAUGUGGUCAUGACUGACGGCGAGGACAGCACUGUGUCCAUCCAGAUCAAGCUUGAGAACGAAGGCAGCGAUGAGGAGCUGGAGACGGACAUGCUCUACAGCCCACAGCUCGCUUUAAAGCUCGCUCUGACAGAGUGGCUUGCAGAAUUCAGUGUGCCUCUCCAAUACAACAGCCGACAGGUGCCUCAGAGUGGUGCCAAAAGCACGGCCAUUGAUGUAUCUUCCAUGACAGCUCCGUCCCUUUGCUCCUCCACGUCAGUCACUACUGUUUUCCAGCAGCCCAUCAUGUCCCCUGCAAUGCCCCCCCUCCUCCUCGAUCCCCUCCCACAUGCCCUGGUAAAAACGGCUGAAGAGGUAGAAGAGGUGGACGUGGAAAAGAAGGAUUCAGAUGAGGAGCCAAUGGAGAUGGUGGUGGAGAAGCUGGACGAGCCAGAGGCAGAAGCCGACCCGGAAGAGAAAGACGUCGCUCCCAUCUUGGCUGACAAAAUGGCCGAGGACCUCAAGCCCAUGGAUACAGACAAGGAGAGUCUGGCAGAGUCCAAGUCCCCAGAAGAGUCGAUCCAGGAGGAUUCUGGGAGCGAUAUUGCUCCUAUGCAGACGGAUGAUCAACUCAAACAGGAUCUGUAUGUGCCCGGCCCCGACGAGAAGCCUCUGUUCACACCAGAGCCUCCGACGCUGGAGGACCUGUGUCUCCUGGCUGAGCUCUUCUACCUGCCUUACGAACACGGACCUAAAGCCACACAGAUGUUAAAGGAGUUCAACUGGCUGAGAGCCAACAGCAGCGUCGUCAGCGUCAACUGCAAGAGAAAAGAAAGUGAAAAGGUGGCUGAAUGGCAGCUGCGGGCGGAGAAGUUUCAAGACAUGUGCUGCUCCGUCAUCCACAUGUUCACACGGCUGUCCAACACAGCCAACCGCACCAUCCUGUUUGACCUCUACCCCUACAUCUGGGACAUCAAGAGCAUCAUGUCUAUGGUCAAGUCUUUUGUCCUGUGGCUCGAUGGAAGAAUCCACAGUACAAGUUUCUACUGCUAUUGGAUCGACAGUGGCCGAUGGUGUCGUAGUCAGUCCUCAGCACAAUUCCCUAAAGGAGAACAAGAGUCCUGGGCCUUUAGGGGAGGUCUAGCAGGAGAGUUCCAGAGAUUGUUGCCAAUAGAUGGGGCAAACGAUCUUUUCUACCAGCCUCCACCUUCUUUGCCAACCUCCAAAAUCUAUACCAUAAGGCCCUACUAUCCCAAAGACGAGGCUGCGGUUUAUAAAAUCUGUAAGGAAAUGUACUGCGAAGGGAUGGAAGAUGAGCCAUUCGCUGAGGGGGAACCGGACCUCAUUGGGGACAGGCUAGUUGGAGGACUGCUGACGGUGAGCUCGGACUAUGGGUUCGUGCUGGAAGAUGACGAGGGGAUCUGCGGUUACGCUCUCGGCACUGUAGAUGUGAAGCCUUUCAUCAAGAAGUGCAAGUUGAGCUGGAUUCCCUUCAUGCAGGAGAAAUACCACAAACCAGACUGUGAAAAGGAUCUUUCUGAUGCCGAGAAGAUGAUUCUGAGUUUUCAUGAGGAGGAGGAGGGUCUACCGGACUCUUUCCUGUCCAAUUUCCCAUCUCUCAUCAAGGUGGACAUUCAUGCCAAAGUCACUGACCCCAGUGUGGCCAAAAGCAUGAUGGGAUGUCUGUUAUCUUCUCUUAAGGCCAAUGGUUCCCAUGGUGCUUUCUGUAAAGUUCGUCAGACUGAUAAACGAAUGUUGGAGUUCUACAGCAAGCUGGGAUGUUUUGAAGUGGCCAAAAUGGAUGGCUUUCCCAAAGACGUCAUCAUUAUGGGACGCAGCCUUUGAAGAAACGCACGGCGACAGAGCGAGAUCGAGUCAACACACCUUAAGCGUUUUUGGUACCUUCAUGUUGGAUAAAACUAUGGUUAUUUUUAUACUGCCAUUAAAUUCAGGCUCACCCCAGGAUGUGCUGUGAUUUUUGGAUUUUUGUGUAAAACGAGCACAAGAAUCGCACAGAGAAACCAUGAUCCGCCCUUAAUGGGUGUAGCUGGAUUUGGCAGAUCAAGAGCUGUAACAUCCAAUAAGAGGUCUCUAGUCACUCCCAGGUAGUAACAUCAAGCGUUUCCCCUAGGAUUGUUCUUGUAGGACCCCAAGACUUGCCACUACAUCCAUCCCUCCAUUCAUCAUCCCUCUGAAAAAGGAGAUGACUGUGAACAGCUGCAGCUAUGAGAAAAAGGUGGCUCCUAACUUGGGCUGUUGUACAACCUUCAGCCUGCUGUUUUCAGCCUAUUUUUUUGUAAUUACACAAUAAAGAAGGGAGUUGGACGUCAAACGGGAAAAGAGGUGCUGAAAGAAUGUUUUGUGUUAAUUUUUUUUUUCUACAUGAUACACUGGGAGAUGAAAACCUGAACAUCAAAGAGGGUG